AUGCCUGAAGAGAAGAUGAUGGACAAGAUCGAAGACGAUAGCUCUAGAGAGAUAGGCGUCCUCGAAUACGACAGCUCUCCAGACAGCAUCGCCCCUCAUGAACGACGUCCAUCUAACUGCGACAGCAUCGAGCUCCAGCGCAUCAGCACUUACCGUCUUCAGCAGCAGCAGACCGUGGGUAGUUGCCACAAUCGUCCUCCCAAAGAUGAGUGGUUGCCAAUGGGAGCUACCAAGCCGUAUCCUCCUUCUUUGCCCGACCCUGAGAACUAUGUUGUCGAGUUCGAGGGAGCAGAGGAUCCUAUGCAUCCGCAGAACUGGCCCAUGCACAACAGAAUUUUCCUGGCUGCACUCUUGACUUUCAGCGCGUACGUCUGUGCAUAUACCAGUGCCAUGUUUCCAACCGCUGCUCAGGGUGUGCAGAACGAAUUUGGAUUUGGUCAGGAAGUCGCUGCCCUAGGAACCACUGUGUAUGUUUUGGGCUUCGCCGCUGGACCAACCAUUUGGGCGCCUGGCUCCGAGUUGCUGGGUCGUCGAGGACCGUUGUUGGUUGGUAUCUUUGGCUUCAGUAUCUUCACGAUCGCUUGCGCCGCCGCCAAAGAUACGCAGACGAUUAUGUUGGCACGUUUCUUCUCUGGAUUCUUUGCUGCGAGCCCGAUUGCCUUGGUCCCUGCGAGUCUGUCGGAUCUGUUUAACAGCGUUCAUCGCGGAGUGGCUGUUGGCAUGUACACCAUGGCAGUCUUUAUUGGACCCUUUACGGCGCCGAUCAUCGGCGGGUUUACCGCAUCGAACCUGGGCUGGCGAUGGACCCUUUACAUUCCCUCGUUCUUCGGCUUCUUCGUUCUCACGUUACUCGUGCUCCUCGGACGUGAAACAUACGCUCCAACCAUCCUCGUCGAGAAAGCCACCAUUCUCCGCCGCCAAACCCGCAACUGGGGCAUCCAUGCACGCCAGGAUGAGCUGGAAAUCGACUUCCGCGAACUGAUUACCAAGAAUUUGGCUCGUCCUGUGCGACUGCUCUUCACUGAGCCCAUUGUGUUUCUCCUGACGCUGUACAUGUCCUUCAUCUAUGGUCUCGCCUAUGCCCUGUUGCAGGCGUAUCCCGUUGUCUUUGGCGAAGUGUAUGGUAUGCCGGCCGGAGUCAACGGAUUACCUUUUAUCGCUUUGAUCCUCGGCUUGAUUCUCGGUACUUUAUUCGUGCUUUCUCUGCAAAAGUCUUACAUUGAGAAGCUCAAAGACAACAACAACGUUCCUGUGCCCGAGUUCGGAUGGACGGGAUUUACCACUUCGAUCCAUUGGAUGGCACCUACCGCAGCUGGUCUCCUCGUGGGCUUCGGUAUGGUCACGAUCUUCAUGCAGGGAUGGAACUACCUUCUGGAUUCAUACCUCAACUUCGCGGCAUCCGCCUUCGCUGCCAACACGAUGCUCCGAUCCCUCGUCGGCGCGUGCUUCCCACUCUUCGCCAAACAAAUGUUCGAAAACCUGGGCGUGCAGUGGGCCGGGACAUUGAUCGGGUGCAUCGCGACCUUGAUGAUCCCGAUUCCUAUCGCCUUCCGUCUCUACGGACCGAAGCUUCGCCAGAAGAGUCGCCUUUCGCCUACUAGAGUGUGA
Messenger RNA from Aspergillus chevalieri, 1608 nucleotides. Its product is annotated as MFS transporter. Gene Ontology annotation, molecular function: transmembrane transporter activity. Bases 1 to 1608 code for a protein of 535 amino acids. The transcript has 4 exons. NCBI's taxonomy places the organism in Eukaryota, Fungi, Ascomycota, Eurotiomycetes, Eurotiales, Aspergillaceae. The record is from RefSeq and is a predicted model, not a curated record. Gene Ontology annotation, biological process: transmembrane transport.